AUGUGGUCGUUGGCUUUCCAGGGUUUCCCGAUGUCUUUGCAAACCUCCAGGCGAGGCUGAGUCAUCCACAUUGCCAGUUUUCCCAGCAUAACCCAGCUGACCUCUGCGCUGCAACUCUACGUGCAUCCUCCACAUGCUCAAGUAUCUUCAGAAUCCUGAGGAAACCAAAGACAGGCCAAGAGUAGAAGCCGCAGAGGACAUGCCUACUGACAUGAAUUUCUGCCAGAUGCCCCCGAGAUUAGAAGCAGAAGAGCAGAAUGGAUCGUGUGAGAGAUUGGUGUCGUUUGAUGAUGUCACCGUGGACUUCAGCCAGGAGGAGUGGCAGCACCUGGACCCUGCCCAGAGACGCCUGUACCAGGACGUGAUGCUGGAGAUCUACAGCCACCUCUUGGCAGUGGGUGAAUUACAGCUUGACACACCACAUCAACAAACUUUUGUGAAAACUUCAUUUCUAAGGGAUGCAUCCAGCGAAGUCGCAGGACAUGGUUCAUAUUGUUCCGUCUUAGAGAAGCUGUGGCAGGCUGGCAAUACUACAGCAAAGACAGAUCAGCAAAGACAGAUCCCACCCGUAAAUCCUGGUGCUUUCCAAAAUCAGAAAACACUGAGCAGAGACGGUGGCUGUGACUGUGAAGAAACUGGAGAGUCUAUUCUCUUGGGACCCCACCUCAUUUCUACACAAUAUGUACCUCCAAGGGGUUUCUCAUUGGCAAAAAGUCUGAAGCCUAACCUUGAAGCAUACAGUGACAAUCAAAGCAGUACCACAAAGCAGGUUAGUGACAUUGGAUCUCAUCAGUUUUUUACACAAGGCUCUUCUAAUAGUGUGUGUACAAUUCCUCAUCAAAGAGAGAAAUUAUACAGUGAAAGUCAGUUUGGGAAUGUUCUUUCUCCCAGUCUACCACUUAUGGAGCAUGAAAUUAAUUUUCAAGACAAAGCAGUUGACUAUACUGGAUGUGGCAAGGUCUUCACUGGUGAGUCAGCUUUCUGUCAACAACAAAUAACUAACAGUAUGGAGACGUCUUUUAUCUGUCACACAUGUGGGAAAACCUUUCUCCACAAGUCUAAAUUGACCUCCCAUCCAGACACUCAUAGAGAAGAAACACCUUAUGAAUGUCCUGACUGUGCAAAAUCACUUAGGAGUAUGUCCAGCCUGCAAGUGCACCGUGACAUCCACACAAAGGAGAAACGUUAUGAAUGCCAUGUGUGUGGGAAAUCAUUCAGUUAUACAUCCCACCUAAAGGUGCACCUUCGGACACACACUGGGGAGAAACCUUAUGCAUGUUCUGACUGUGGAAAAGCCUUCAGCCAAAAGUCCGUCCUCACCAUACAUCAGAGAAUUCACACUGGAGAAAAGCCUUACACGUGCAGUGACUGUGGGAAAAUGUUUGUUUGUGCAUCAGAUCUGACAAAGCAUUGUCGAUUUCACACAGGGGAAAAGCCUUAUGAGUGCCCUGACUGUGGGAAAUCUUUCAGUAUUAAAUCUAACCUGCUUGCACACCAUCGAAUUCACACCAGUGAGGGACCUUACAAGUGCUUUGACUGUGGGGAGUCAUUCAGGAAAAUAUCCCAGUUGAAGGUCCAUCAUCAGAUUCACACUGACGGAAGAUCUUUUGUGUGUUCUGACUGUGGGAUGGCCUUCAGCCAAAAGUCAGUCCUCACCACACAUCAGAGAAUUCACACUGGGGAGAAAUGUUACCCAUGUAGCGACUGUGGAAAGUUGUUUCUGUAUGCUUCAGAUCUGAAGAAGCAUUGUCGAGUUCACACAGGGGAGAAGCCUUACAAAUGCCAUGACUGUGGGAAAUCAUACAGUGUGAAGUCACACCUACAUGUACAUCAUCGCAUUCACACUGGUGAGAGACCUUACAAAUGUGAUGACUGUGGGAAGUCAUUCAGAAGAAACUCUCACCUGCAGAUGCAUCAGCAAACUCACACUGGUGAGAAACCUUACAAAUGCUCUGACUGUGGGAAGUCGUUCCGGAGAGCGUCCCACCUGAAGGUCCAUCACCGAAUUCACACUGGGGAGAAACCUUACGUGUGUUCUGAGUGUGGGAAGGCCUUCAAUGAUAGGUCGGUUCUCAGCACACAUCAGAGAAUUCACACUGGAGAAAAGCCUUACAUAUGCAGCGACUGUGGGAAAGCCAUGUCUUCUAAAGCCAAUCUCAAAGAGCAUCAGCGAAUUCACACAGGCGAGAAGCCGUAUGUGUGCGCUGAGUGUGGGAGGGCCUUCAGUGAUAAGUCCUCUUUCUAUAGACAUUGUAAAAUUCACAGUAAGGAGAGAUCUUUUGUCCAUAACAAAGCAGAAAAGGGCUUCCUGCAGAACUCACAAGUGACAUCCUAGGAGCAAAUUCACAGUGCAGAGAAACUAUAGUGAUGUUCUGUCUAUGGGAAGUCUCAUUGUUAUGUAUCAGCCGAAGCUGUAUCAUCAAGGUCACACAUAUUACCAUUACUGAAGCUGUGGGAUACUAUUGGCGCACCAUCCACGCCAUACCGGGAAGAGACAUUAUUUGUGUUGUGAAUGCACCAAGUCCUUCAAAAUCAUGUCAUUUCAGUAGACUCGAGUGUUUAUACCAGGCAAUCUUCUUAAAGACACCUGAUCAUAUAAAAGAAUUCAUUGUAGAGUCAAUUCCUCAUCCUUCAUCAAAAUAUUCUUGGUUUUCAUGAAAAAAUAUUUUAUCACAGACCUAUGGAGGACUAGGGAGAUAUUACACUCAGUUGUUAAAUUCUUUGUCUUCUGGAUACCACAGGCACACACAUACACACAUACAUGCCACACACAAUACAUAUGCAAACCUAACUACAAGCCAUAGUUCAUAGUUGAAAAAAAGUAUAGCUAUGCAUUGCUUGUUUAAACAUAUAAAUAAUUAUAUGUGGGAGAAUUAUUAAUGAACUUGUAGGAAGAAGCACAAAUAUUGUUUCCUUGCAUGAAGAAAUGUUGAUUGAUGAUUUGAGGUAAACCUUCUAUAGUUAAUGGUACAAAGUUUCUAGGCUAUAGGAAAGUUUGUUGGAAAUUACAUCAGUGGCUUCUCUGUUUAUUGUGGGAUACUAUUUUUUGUUUGUUUGUUUGUUUGUUUUUACAAGACGGGGUCUCACUAUAUAGUUCAGUUCAGGCUGUCCUAGAACUCACUAUAUAGACCAGGCUGGCCUUUAACUCACAGAGAGCUGCCGCCUCUGCCUCCCAAGUGCUGGGAUUAAAAGUGUGUGCCACUCUGCCUGGAUGGAUACUAAUAUUUUUAAAUGUCACAAAACAUUUCUCAUCUCUGUCUAGGAAAGGAUAUAAGUCCUGGGCUUGUCUGUAGCAUGGUGGUCGGCAGACAAAGUGACCAGUUUUGACUUCCCAGGUCUUUCAAUGAAUUCUUCACCACCUUGUCCAGUCUCGGGUACUUAUAGAGCAUCUCCUUCAGGGUUCCAUUUGAGAGAGAAACAGAAACUCAGAAUGUUCAUGAAUCCAUGGUAGUGCCUCCCCAGUGCUGGUGUGAGUAAUAUUCCUCCAUAAUUUAUGUUCUUCCAGAACCUCAGAAUGUAGCCUUAUGGAAAUGGCUUCUUUAUAGAAGUAACUUAGAAUGCAGACGUGCUUGGUCAGUGUUGGUCCUAAAUCUAAUGAGUGGCAGUCUUGUGAGAAAGCCAUAUGAAGACUCAAAAUUUUUGAAAGACAGGACCAUGGAGGCAGGGGUUUUAGUGCCACACCUCCAAGCCAUGGAAUGUUAGCAACAGAAGCUAGAGAAGCUUUCUUCUUGGGAGUUUCCAAAAUUAGCCAUCACUUGGCCAGUACCUCCUUGAUUUCCAAAUUCUGGUCUCAAGCACGGCAAGAAAAUCAGUUCCUAAUAUUUUGUGAACUAUUCUAAAGCAAUCUAGGAAAAUCAGCAUAGUGCAGCAGGCUCUUGGAUGCCAGUGUGUACUCAUGGGCUGCCUUCCUGGUUCUUCUGUUACAUCUCGGUACCUUCUUUGGUCAUUCUUUUCUCAUCCACUGUUCCUGAAUUUCCUGUUCCUCUGUCCUCACUCUGCUUCCCAUGUUUGAACUCCUUCCGCUAAGCCUUUCGCAUGUUGCUGUUCUUCCUGUGGAACCCUGGCCCUCAACUUA
Molecule: messenger RNA, 4075 nt
Organism: Peromyscus eremicus (cactus mouse)
Lineage: Eukaryota; Metazoa; Chordata; Mammalia; Rodentia; Cricetidae
Product: zinc finger protein 260-like
Exons: 3
Coding region: 134-2335 (733 amino acids)
Biological process (GO): regulation of transcription by RNA polymerase II
Cellular component (GO): nucleus
Molecular function (GO): RNA polymerase II cis-regulatory region sequence-specific DNA binding; DNA-binding transcription activator activity, RNA polymerase II-specific
Source: RefSeq, a predicted model, not a curated record